Molecule: messenger RNA, 4089 nt
Organism: Oncorhynchus nerka (sockeye salmon)
Lineage: Eukaryota; Metazoa; Chordata; Actinopteri; Salmoniformes; Salmonidae
Product: F-BAR and double SH3 domains protein 2-like
Exons: 20
Coding region: 247-2571 (774 amino acids)
Biological process (GO): neuromuscular synaptic transmission; regulation of actin filament polymerization
Cellular component (GO): neuromuscular junction; recycling endosome
Molecular function (GO): protein binding
Source: RefSeq, a predicted model, not a curated record
AUUCUCCAUCUCUCCUCCACCGGAAACCCUGCUGUAUCGCAAACUUCGCUUUUAUGUUCCCGGAGGCAGUCGAUUUUCAACAGGACUUCAUCGGUGUGUUGAGUUGGGUCGUCAUGGCCGCCUGAACCAGACUAAAUUCACCCAGUGCGUGGUUCUCAUUCUGUAAUUUACAUACAAUCGAAAGUUUUUUUGCGGAUUAACUUCAAUAUUUGUUAGGGGGGAAAACAUCCAUGUAAAAACUCUAACAUGCAGCCUCCGCCAAGAAAGGUCAAGGUUACCCAGGAGCUAAAGCAUACUCAUGCUGAGCAGAUGAGCAGACUACACAUCAAACACCAGACAGAGUGUGACCUACUAGAGGACCUGAAGACAUUCAGUCAGAAGAAAGCCGCUGUAGAGAGGGACUAUGCCCAGGCUCUACACAAGCUUGCCAAUCAGUACCUGAAGAGGGAAUGGCCGGACAGCCUAUCAGAGGAGCCGACAGACCACGGGAACAUGUACACGUUGUGGAAGGCAUACCUGGAGGGCAUAGUGCAUGUGAGCCAAACCAGGAUCACGGCCUGUGAGAACUACAGGAACCAAGUGUCGGACCCUGCCAAGACUGCCAGGCUGCAGAAGGAGCAGCAGCUCAGGAAGUGUAUUGACCAGCUGAUGCUGGUGCAGGCAGAGCUGCAGGACUCGGUGAAGGAGCUGGCUAAGACCAGGAAGAAGUAUCAGGAGACAGAGACCAUGGCCCAGGCCGUCAGGGACAAGGCCGAGCAGGACGCCAAGUCCAAACUGAGUCUCUUCCAAUCCAGGUCCAGUCUGCAGAGGGCAAGUGUAAAGCUGAAAGCCAAGAGGAGUGAGUGUAACUCCAAAGCCACCCAUGCCAGGAACGACUAUCUCCUCACGCUAGCUGCGGCUAACGCUCACCAGCAGCGCUAUUACGACACUGACCUGAUCGACUGCAUUAAGGUCCUGGAUGGGAGCAUCUAUGAGCAGGUGAAGGACUACCUGGUCUCUCUGUGCCAGAUGGAGCUUGAGUCCUAUCAGGCUGUUCACAACACUUUCAACAUCCUCCUGGAGAACUCCAAUGGGAUGAUGCAGGACUUUCACCAGCAGCAGUUUGUACAGCAGAACCAAGUGUUCCACAGUACCCCAGCCAUCCUCUUCCAGCCCAUCAACACUGACACGGUGGGGCAGUUGCAGAAGGAGAGUGGCACAGUGGAGGAGCACAGUCUGGAUAAGGAGGCACGGAAGUGGGCGACCCGAGUGGCACGAGAACACAAGAGCAUCAUCCACAGUCAGAGGGCCCUGGAGGACUAUGGGACCCAACAGGGGCUUUCGGAGCAGAACCGCAGCGAGCUAGAGCUCAAGAUGGAGGAGGCCAGGGAGAACCUGCGGAGAGCAGAGACCGUGAAGCUGAAGGCAGAUGCUCGUCUGGCUCUACUGAGAGAGGCAGGCAUCACAGUGGAGACGUGGCUGAAGAGCGCCAUGAACCAGGUGAUGGAGGAGCUGGAGAACGAGCGGUGGGCCAACCUCAAUGCCCAUGAUCUUUCACUCUCCGCUACAGGUGACCUAGAGAGGGAGGAGGAUGAAGAUAGUGGGGAGGUGUUGGACGACAGCAGCUCCAGCCCCUCCAGUACCCUCAGGAACUACCCCCUCACCUGCAAAGUGCUCUACUCAUACAAGGCGUCUCAGCCAGACGAGCUGACCAUCGAGGAACAGGAGGUGCUAGAGGUUAUCGAUGAUGGGGACAUGGAGGACUGGGUCAAGGCCAGGAACCAGACAGGCCAGGUGGGCUAUGUCCCGGAGAAGUACCUGCAGCUGCCCUCGUCCAACAGCCUAAUGAGCAUGCUCCAGUCUCUGGCCGCCCUGGACGCUCGCUCCCACUCCUCCAGUAACUCUACCGAGCCCGAGCUGGCCGAGUCAGAGCUGCACACGCCAGGCACACCUAUCGUCAACGGAGACUCCAGCGGUGUGUGCUUCGCCAAGGCCCUGUACGACUACGCGGGCCAGACAGGUGAGGAGCUCUCGUUCCCUGAGGGUGCCAUCAUCCGUGUGCUGAGCCGCGAGACCUACGAGGAUGAUGGUUUCUGGGAGGGCGAGUUCAAUGGCACCGUGGGUGUCUUCCCUGCUGUGCUUGUGGAGGACCUUCUGGCAGCGGGUGGUGCCAGUGAGAAUGGCGACGUCUCAGGAGAGGCCAGCAGCAAUCCGCAGGCGUCCCCCGCUCCUCUUUCCGAGUGCUCUCCACAGAGUCCCUUCCUUCUGGGCCCGUUCCAUAGCAGCCCCUGUCAGAGCAGCCACCUCCUGACCCCCACUCUGCCCUCGCCCCAGUCCAGCCCCUCCAGUGCCAGCGCCUCCCCCAUACCCCGCCCCCCCUCCAUCAACGGCCACCAUAGGCCACCGCCCGCACCACUCAAAGGCCACUUGCAAAGUCCUGCCCAGAACUCCACCCAGCCCCCCAGGUACCCAACAGAUGGUGGUGCGGGGGGCACCAUUCGACCUGUCCGCGCUGCACCGCCGCCCCCCAAGCCGCAGCAGCCUCGUGGCCAGGUGAAGAAGAGGGAGGAAGUGGAGAUCACGCUGGUGUAACACCGCCGCCGAGAUCAGACCUGGUGGAUCCAGGUCCCUGACCGACUCUUUUUCUCUCUCUGGCUAGCUCCCUCGCCUUCAUAACUGGGCGUUGAGCAAUGGGGGGGGUCUUGCCUUGUUGUUCGAGCAAGAUAUCGCUAUUGGAUUACUAUUCAACAAAGUGUUACUAAUUUUGUGAGAGGAUUGUACAUCUGUCACAAUGUUUUUUUUUAAACACAGCUAAAUUCCAAGCCAGAUCUCGGUUUGGUUCUUGGUAGAUUGUGUUAAUGUUGUCUCCGCACAUUUCAGGGAAAUUGACAACACGGUAGAGGCGGGUAUCACUCCUGUACCUGAAAUAUGUCUUUAAAAAGUGUUUCCAACAUUUCAUAAACAAGGGAAAAGUGGCAAUUUUGGAGGGGUGUAAUUGUUUAAGAUAGGAAUAGCCCCAUUGAGGGCAAAAUCUGGGUCACACUGUGAAACUAGAACAAAACUGCCCCUGACAUGUAAAUGUACUACUCUUCUAAAUGUAUUUGUACAACUUCCUUGUGUUAAAACUUGGGACAUUUCAAGAUUGCCAGGGGCAGUCUAUAGUGUAUGCAUGAGUAAAUGUAGACUAUUUUUGUGCUACUUUUUGUUGUAAAAACAAGGAUCUAACUAUGUUGUCAUCAAUACUAAUCUAGGCGUAAACUAGCCAAUAAUGGUUGCUGGUGAGAAUAGUUUUUUCAGUCAGGAAUGCAGACUGGGUCGCAGUUCAAGACGGAAAGCAUCGCAAGGUGAUUUGCAGUUGUGCAGUGCGUCCCUGGGUCAGACCAUGAGUCAGACGUGCCUUAAAGUUCCCGGAAGAGAAUCUCCAUAGUUCCUAAUUCCCUACAGGAAGUGUGAACUGACUGAAAUACUGAAGCACUUUUUUGAUAUUCUGUUAUGCUCUUUUCAGUAUUGCUGCUUGGUCUCUCUCGUGGUUGCUGCAUUGUUUGUCUACUUUAAUUUUUUUUGCUCCGUCUAUAUCGGUAUGAGUAUUGUUCUCCUUGUGAAAUGCAUUUGAUUUAUGUCGCCAAAAAAUAUAUAUUUGUUUACGUUGGGAGGUAUGAUUGAUUUUAUUUGAUGUAUGCUUUUUAAUUGUAUCAUUUAAAUAUUAAUAGUUUACAGAGCUUUGACAUGGAUAGCUGUGCAGCAAUUUUACAUUAAGGAUUAAAACAUACGGAAACGUAUAAAUUGUUGAUCAUAGGAAAUCAGGAAUCUGUCAGCCACGUUGCUGUGUUCUCGUUGAUCUCCUUGAGAUUUGAAUGUCAAACUUAUUUUGAAGUUUACCCUGUUAUAUUGAAAAAAUACAUGUGGUUGUGAAACACUUUGACACAAACAUUAAGUAGUUUUUUGUCAUUAUGUUCCUGAUUUAUUUUCAGUAUCUUCAGAGAUACGGUAGAAACAAACGGCCCACUCUGAUGUAGCAUCUGCAGCAAUAGCAGAAAAUCUAAAUUAUUUAAUUGGAUAUUAAGAUUUUUUUUUGUUAAAAUAAAUAUGGAAUAAAAUUGGCUGAAAUCA